Molecule: messenger RNA, 1050 nt
Organism: Grammomys surdaster
Lineage: Eukaryota; Metazoa; Chordata; Mammalia; Rodentia; Muridae
Gene: Dtymk
Product: deoxythymidylate kinase
Exons: 5
Coding region: 126-764 (212 amino acids)
Biological process (GO): dTTP biosynthetic process; dUDP biosynthetic process; dTDP biosynthetic process
Cellular component (GO): nucleus; mitochondrion; cytoplasm
Molecular function (GO): dTMP kinase activity; ATP binding
Source: RefSeq, a predicted model, not a curated record
ACAGAACUCGACUUACAGCCGGAAAAGGCGGUGCGGGCAGAGCACCCGCGCGCGCUUGCCUUCUGCGGCUUAGUAUUGGCGGGAACCUGACAGGUUGGCUGGUGCUGUGCGGGCUGUCAGUCGCGAUGGCGUCGCGUCGGGGGGCGCUCAUCGUGCUGGAGGGUGUGGAUCGUGCUGGCAAGACCACGCAGGGCCUCAGACUGGUGACUGCGCUGUGCGCCUCGGGCCACAGAGCCGAGCUGCUGCGUUUCCCCGAAAGAUCAACAGAAAUCGGCAAGCUCCUGAGUUCCUACUUAGAAAAGAAAACCGAAUUAGAGGAUCACUCCGUGCACCUGCUUUUCUCUGCAAACCGCUGGGAACAAGUGCCAUUAAUUAAGGCGAAGUUGAACCAGGGUGUGACCCUUGUUUUGGACAGAUACGCCUUUUCUGGGGUUGCCUUCACUGGUGCCAAGGAGAAUUUUUCUCUGGAUUGGUGCAAACAACCAGACGUGGGCCUUCCCAAACCUGACCUGAUCCUGUUCCUUCAGUUACAAUUGCUGGACGCUGCCUCGAGGGGGGAGUUUGGUCUUGAGCGAUAUGAGACUGGGACUUUCCAGGAGCAGGUUCUGCUGUGUUUCCAGCAGCUCAUGAGCGAUAAGAACCUCAACUGGAAGGUGGUUGAUGCUUCCAAAAGCAUUGAGGAUGUCCAUGAAGAAAUCCGUGCGCUCUCUGAGGAUGCUAUCCGAAAUGCUGCACAGAGGCCACUGGAGGAGCUAUGGAAAUAAAUCGGAGCUUCCAUUGCCAGUACUAUUCUGUUUCUUCAGGAGACUGGUAGAAGGCUCACAUCUCAACACUAUUCAGCAGGAGCUAGUUCUUGGCAGAAGAAAUCUACAAGACUCUGCCCAUAAACUGAGAUUUUGGUGAUAAUGGACAAGUUGUACAGUGUCUCCCUCUGCCUACUGCUUGGUUGUAAGGUGCUAAUUAAUGUGUUGCUGUUUCCAUACUGAACUUUAAUGGCAACUAUCACCAGUUUCCUUGAGAUUAUUAAAAUCAUCAAUUGGUUGAAACUCA